Messenger RNA from Arabidopsis lyrata subsp. lyrata, 2638 nucleotides. RefSeq names its product pentatricopeptide repeat-containing protein At2g15820, chloroplastic. The record is from RefSeq and is a predicted model, not a curated record. The coding region runs from base 44 to 2569 and encodes 841 amino acids. Gene Ontology annotation, molecular function: endonuclease activity; protein binding. NCBI's taxonomy places the organism in Eukaryota, Viridiplantae, Streptophyta, Magnoliopsida, Brassicales, Brassicaceae. Gene Ontology annotation, biological process: mRNA cis splicing, via spliceosome; photosystem I assembly; Group II intron splicing. The transcript has 2 exons.
AGUAGAUUAGGCAUUGACAAAAACUAACGGCCACAAUGCAACAAUGAUUGUUACCGGAGCUUGCGACUUCUCUUCAUCACUCUCCGUCGCCUCUUCCUCCUCCUCCGCCGUCUCCGUCACAACCUUCAACAUUUCCUCUCUCUCCUCUCUCUCCUCUAACCCUAACAUCAUCAUCAAUUCCAGCUCAACUCUCCUCCGUUCCCUUUCCUUCUCCCUCAUCCGCCACCGCAGCAGCUACUCUCGUCGCUCUCUCCGCUGUCUCUCUAUCCACACAGUUCAUGGAAACAAAACCCAAUUCUUCUCUCACUCUUCUACGCGAACUCCACCACUUUUCACGGCUAAUUCCGCUGCUCAACGAAGCGGGACUUUCGUCGAACACCUUACAGGCAUUACAGAAUCGAAAGAAGGAAGCAGCGAAGCCAACGAUUUCGGUGAUGUAGAGUCUGCUAGGAACGAUAUAAGGAAUGUUACGACUCGUAGAGUAGAGACGGAGGUUGAAGUUAGAGAAUUGGAAGAGUUGCCGGAGGAAUGGCGACGGUCGAAGCUAGCGUGGCUGUGUAAAGAAGUUCCGACGCAUAAGGCCGUGACGCUUGUGAGGCUAUUGAAUGCUCAGAAGAAAUGGGUUCGUCAAGAAGAUGCUACUUACAUCGCUGUUCAUUGUAUGCGGAUUCGUGAGAACGAAACUGGAUUCAGGGUGUAUAGAUGGAUGACACAGCAGAAUUGGUACCGGUUUGAUUUCGGGUUAGUGACGAAGCUAGCUGAUUACUUGGGCAAAGAACGGAAAUUUACGAAAUGCCGAGAGGUAUUUGAUGAUAUUAUGAAUCAAGGGCGUGUUCCUAGUGAAUCUACAUUUCAUAUUCUUGUAGUUGCAUAUCUAAGUAGCUUAUCAGUCGAAGGCUGUCUCGAGGAAGCGUGUAGCGUUUACAAUAGAAUGAUUCAACUUGGAGGUUACAAACCGCGUCUUAGUCUACAUAAUUCUUUAUUUAGAGCUUUGAUAAGCAAACGAGGAGGGAUUUUGAAUGAUCAGCUUAAGCAAGCAGAGUUUAUCUUUCACAAUGUUGUGACAACAGGGCUUGAGGUUCAGAAGGAUAUCUAUAGCGGAUUAAUCUGGCUGCAUAGUUGCCAAGAGGAAGUUGACAAAGACAGGAUUAACUUUCUAAGAGAAGAGAUGAUGAAGGCAGGUUUUCAGGAGAGUAAAGAAGUUGUGGUCUCGUUACUUAGAGCUUAUGCAAAGGAGGGAGGUGUGGAAGAAGUUGAGAGGACGUGGCUUGAAUUGCUUGAUUUAGAUUGUGGUAUACCUUCUCAGGCGUUUGUGUACAAAAUGGAAGCUUAUUCGAAAGUAGGUGAUUUUGCGAAAGCUUUGGAGAUAUUCAGGGAGAUGGAGAAGCAGUUAGGUGGUGCAACUGUGUCUGGUUACCACAAAAUCAUUGAGGUUCUAUGUAAAGUCCAGCAAGUGGAAUUUGUGGAAACUCUCUUGAAGGAGUUUGAAGAAAGCGGGAAGAAGCCGCUUCUACCAUCAUACAUCGAAAUAGCCAAAAUGUACUUCGAUUUGGGUUUACAUGAGAAGUUGGAGAUGGCUUUUGUUGAGUGCUUGGAGAAAUGCCAACCUAGCCAGACUAUAUAUAACAUAUAUCUGGAUUCAUUGGUUAAAAUCGGCAACCUUGAGAAAGCAGGGGAUGUCUUCAAUGAAAUGAAAAACAACGGGACAAUCAAUGUGAAUGCUAGAUCGUGCAACAACCUUUUAAAAGGAUACUUAGAUUCUGGAAAACAAGUGCAGGCAGAGAGAAUAUAUGAUCUGAUGAGAAUGAAGAAAUACGAAAUCGAACCAUUGCUUAUGGAAAAGCUUGAUUACAUCCUGAGCUUGAAGAAAAAAGAGGUGAAGAAACCGUUAAGCAUGAAGCUAAGCAAAGAACAGCGCGAGGUAUUGGUAGGUUUGCUGUUAGGUGGCUUGCAAAUCGAAUCAGACAAAGAGAAGAAGAGCCACAUGAUCAGAUUUGAAUUCAGAGAGAAUUCUCAGGCUCAUCUAAUUCUUAAACAACACAUACAUGACCAGUUCCGCGAGUGGUUGCAUCCUUUAAGCAAUUUCCAAGAGGAUAUUAUACCGUUCGAAUUCUACUCCGUUCCCCAUUCAUACUUCGGGUUUUACGCCGAACAUUUCUGGCCCAAGGGUCAACCAGAGAUUCCAAACCUGAUUCAUCGGUGGCUCUCACCACACUCACUCGCGUAUUGGUACAUGUACAGCGGCUUUAAAACAUCAUCAGGAGACAUUAUCUUGAGAUUGAAGGGAAGUCUAGAAGGUGUUGAGAAGGUAGUAAAGGCUCUUAGAGCCAAAUCUAUGGAAUGUCGAGUUAAGAAGAAAGGAAAAAUCUUUUGGAUUGGACUUCAGGGAACAAACUCAGCUUUGUUCUGGAACCUAAUAGAGCCUUACGUGUUAGAGGACUUGAAAGAUCAUUUGAAACCUCCUUCUGAAUCAAUAGGCAAUGCAUCAACACAAAAUCAAAAACUAGAUUCAACCAAACCAGUUGAAGAAAUUCAUCAUUAUUCAUUAAGUUCUUCUCUACAAUUGUAACACUGGUUGGAUGUUUUUCAGUGCAUUUGUUCUACAAGUCUAAUAAAACAUUAAAUAUAUAAUUUGUAA